This is a messenger RNA of Herpailurus yagouaroundi (jaguarundi), 9306 nucleotides long. It is a transcript of the gene RALGAPA2, whose product is annotated as Ral GTPase activating protein catalytic subunit alpha 2. Gene Ontology annotation, cellular component: cytoplasm; nucleus. The transcript has 41 exons. Gene Ontology annotation, molecular function: GTPase activator activity. Lineage: Eukaryota; Metazoa; Chordata; Mammalia; Carnivora; Felidae. The coding region runs from base 130 to 5892 and encodes 1920 amino acids. Gene Ontology annotation, biological process: regulation of small GTPase mediated signal transduction; positive regulation of GTPase activity. The record is from RefSeq and is a predicted model, not a curated record.
AGCGGCGGUGGCCCGGCGGGGGGCGGCGAGUGGCCCGCGCGACACGCGCCGGCCCGGACCUUAUGCUGUGACUCGCGCGGCGCAGGCGCCUCCUGCCCCGCCGGCGGGGCUCGGGUUUCCCGCGGCGGGAUGUUCUCCCGAAGGAGCCACGGGGAUGUGAAGAAGUCCACCCAGAAGGUGCUGGACCCCAAGAAGGACGUGCUGACCCGCCUGAAGCACCUGCGGGCGCUGCUGGAUAAUGUGGAUGCAAGUGAUCUUAAGCAGUUUUUUGAGACCAACUAUUCUCAGAUAUAUUUCAUCUUCUAUGAAAAUUUUAUAACACUGGAAAAUAGUUUGAAAUUAAAAGGGAAUAAUAAGUCACAAAGGGAGGAGCUGGACUCCAUCCUCUUUCUUUUUGAAAAAAUACUGCAGUUUCUACCUGAACGAAUUUUCUUUCGAUGGCAUUACCAGAGUAUAGGCUCAACUUUAAAGAAGCUUCUACACACUGGAAAUUCUAUUAAGAUAAGAUGUGAAGGGAUCAGGCUGUUUCUUCUGUGGCUUCAAGCACUUCAGACAAACUGUGCAGAAGAGCAGGUGCUGAUUUUUGCUUGCCUUGUGCCUGGUUUCCCAGCAAUCAUGUCAUCCAGAGGGCCCUGUACGCUGGAGACACUCAUCAGUCCUAGCCCUAGUGGAGCUGAUGCAAAGGUAUAUCCAGAAGAAAUCACUCCACUCCUACCAGCCAUAUCGGGGGAAAAGAUUGCUGAGGACCAAACAUGCUUUUUUCUUCAAAUACUAUUGAAAUAUAUGGUUAUUCAGGCUGCAAGCUUGGAGUGGAAGAAUAAGGAGAAUCAAGAUACUGGUUUUACAUUUCUUUUUACAUUGUUUCGAAAAUAUUAUCUUCCUCAUUUAUUUCCAACAUUUACUAAGUUAACAAACAUCUACAAACCUGUACUUGACAUCCCCCAUAUGAGACCAAAGCCAGUGUACAUUACUACAACUCGAGACAAUGAAAACAUUUACAGUACAAAAAUUCCAUACAUGGCAGCUCGCGUUGUUUUUAUUAAGUGGAUUGUCACUUUCUUUUUGGAAAAAAAGUAUUUAACUACAACACAAAACACUAAAAAUGGAGUUGAUGUGUUGCCCAAAAUCAUACAGACUGUUGGUGGUGGUGCAGGGCAAGAGAGAGCACCAGAGCUGGAUGGCAGUGGGCCCACAGAGCAGGACAGAAACCAUUCCAACAGCAGCACCUUGUCUGACCGAAGACUCAGCAACUCCAGCCUUUGUAGCAUUGAAGAAGAGCACCGCACAGUGUAUGAAAUGGUGCAGCGGAUUCUCUUGUCAACACGAGGUUAUGUCAACUUUGUGAACGAAGUCUUUCGCCAGGCAUUCUUGUUGCCUUCCUGUGACAUAGCUGUAACAAGGAAGGUAGUUCAAGUGUACCGAAAGUGGAUACUCCAGGACAAACCUGUGUUCAUGGAAGAACCAGAUAAAAAAGACGUUGCCCAAGAAGAUGCUGAGAAACUAGGAUUUUUAGAGACUGACAGCAAAGAGACCUUGUCGGAAAGUUCCCGUCAUAAGCGCUCUUCUAGUUGGGGACGCACAUACUCCUUCUCGAGUGCAGUGAGCAGAGGCUGUGUGACAGAAGAGGAAGAUAAGAACGUGAAAGCCGGGGCCCAGGCUAUGCUGCAGGUAUUUUUGACAAAUGCUGCAAAUGUCUUUUUGCUGGAACCAUGUGCUGAGGUUCCCAUGCUCUUGAAAGAACAAGUCGAUGCCUGUAAAGCUGUUUUGAUUAUUUUUAGGCGUAUGAUAAUGGAGCUUACAAUGAAUAAAAAGACAUGGGAACAGAUGUUGCAAAUACUACUCAGGAUAACAGAAGCUGUCAUGCAGAAGCCAAAGGAUAAACAAAUAAAGGACUUGUUUGCCCAGAGCUUGGCAGGGUUACUGUUUAGGACGCUCAUGGUGGCGUGGAUCCGAGCAAACCUCUGUGUAUACAUUUCUCGAGAGCUCUGGGAUGACUUUCUUGGCGUGCUGUCCUCCCUCACGGAAUGGGAGGAGCUCAUAACUGAGUGGGCCAACAUCAUGGACUCGUUGACAGCAGUGCUCGCGAGAACUGUUUAUGGAGUUGAGAUGACAAACCUACCUCUGGACAAAUUAAGUGAACAAAAGGAAAAGAAGCAGCGAGGCAAAGGUUGUGUUCUAGAUUCUCAGAAAGGAACCACUGUGGGGAGAUCCUUUUCUCUCAGCUGGCGGAGCCACCCAGAUGUGACUGAACCAAUGCGAUCUAGGAGUGCCACCACAUCUGGGGCACCAGGAGUUGAGAAGGCAAGAAAUAUUGUUCGCCAAAAAGCAACCGCUAAGCGAAGCCAGUCUAUCAGCAACUGUGUCCACCUCUCUGAGGCUUUGCCUGCCACUAAAAGCGUCCCGCUCCUCCUUCACACCGUGAGCGCUCUCUUACCUGGUCUCUCUUACUCCUCUUGCUCUCACAGGCUGUCAGAAGUGGAAGAAUGUCAGCAAUCAGAAAAUGCACCUGCCAUGGAAUCUGGCUGCCUGGGGGCGGAGCAGCACAUCAUUCGUAGCAGCAGCACACCUGACGUCACUGAGCCGCCCCGCCCAGAUUCCUCUCAGGGUCAAAAGGUAGAAAAUAUACAGACUUUGAGUUCUGCAGAGUCCAAGCCUAUUCAAGAAAAUAAAGGAUAUGUGAAGAAGGAACAUGAAGGAAUAACAAUCUUAGUCAGAAGAAGCAGCAGCCCUGCUGAAUUGGAUUUAAAAGAUGAUUUGCAGCAGACACAAGGAAAAUACUUCGGUUCUUCUGUUGUGCCAGGUGAAAGUGUCAGCAGUGACACAGCUCUGGGCUAUAACAAUGAGGCAGAGCUGUCCAUGAGCCCAUGGCCAACCUGUGACGAGGACCCGGAACUGAGCACUCCCACAGAUGUUGUGACUGACUCUGAUGCCCGCCACUGGUUACAACUGAGUCCCACUGAUGCUUCAAACUUAACAGAUAGCAGUGAGUGCCUUGCAGAUGACUGCAGUAUAAUUGCUGGAGGGAACCUUACCGGUUGGCACCCAGACUCUGCCGCUGUGUUAUGGCGAAGAGUCCUGGGAAUCCUCGGGGAUGUGAAUAAUAUCCAGUCCCCCAAGAUUCAUGCCAAAGUUUUUGGCCAUCUCUAUGAACUCUGGUACAAGCUAGCAAAGAUACGGGAUAAUCUGGCAAUAAGCCUGGAUAACCAGUCUUCUCCGUCUCCACCGGUGCUGAUCCCACCACUCAGAAUGUUUGCAUCAUGGCUAUUUAAGGCGACGACAUUGCCAAACGAAUAUAAGGAAGGCAAACUGCAAGCCUACAGACUGAUCUGCGCCAUGAUGACCAGACGCCAGGACGUUCUGCCAAACAGGGACUUCCUAGUGCAUUUUUACCUUGUGAUGCACCUGGGAUUAACCAGUGAGGAUCAGGAUAUCUUAAAUACCAUUAUAAGGCACUGUCCACCCCGCUUCUUCUCCCUGGGUUUGCCUGGCUUCUCAAUGCUGGUGGGGGACUUCAUCACGGCUGCUGCUAGGGUCCUCAGUACAGACACGCCGGCGGCACCUCAUUCAGAAGCUCUCACCAUUCUUGGUUCUCUUGUCUGCUUUCCAAACACCUACCGGGAGAUCCCUUUGCUGCAGUCUGUGCCAGAAGUCAGUGAAGUCAUCACAGGAACCGAAGACGUCAAGCAUUACCUCAUAAAUAUUUUACUGAAGAAUGCCACAGAGGAACCAAAUGAAUGUGCAAGAUGCAUCGCCAUUUGCUCCCUCGGGGUCUGGAUAUGCGAAGAGCUUGCCCAGUGUACGAGCCAUCCUCAGCUGAAAGAGGCCAUCAAUGUGAUAGGUGUCACUUUGAAGUUUCCUAACAAAGUCGUGGCUCAGGUGGCCUGUGAUGUUCUUCAGUUGCUGGUUUCCUACUGGGAAAAGCUUCAGAUGUUUGAAACCUCUCUGCCUCGGAAAAUUUCAGAAAUCCUUGUGGCCACAAUUGCUUUUCUUUUACCAAGUGCAGAGUACUCCUCAGUGGAAACAGAUAAGAAGUUUAUUGUAUCCUUGCUACUCUGCCUCUUGGACUGGUGCAUGGCGUUGCCAGUGAACACCCUUCUCCACCCAGUGUCCACAGUAGCCCUGGAGGAGCAGCACUCGUGCAGAGCCCCUUUGCUGGAUUAUAUCUAUAGGGUUCUGCACUGCUGUGUGUGUGGCUCAAGCACAUAUACUCAACAGAGUCACUACACACUGACCCUGGCCGACCUGUCAUCCCCGGAUUAUGACCCCUUCCUGCCACUGGCAAAUGUGAAGAAUUCGGAGCCAGUCCAAUAUCAUUCAUCAGCAGAUUUGGGCAACCUGCUCACAGUGGAAGAGGAGCGGAAGAGGAGGAGUUUGGAGUUGAUCCCUCUGACCGCCCGCAUGGUGAUGGCCCACCUGGUGAACCACCUGGGGCACUUCCCACUCCGUGGGGGUCCUGCCGUGCUGCACAGUCUGGUCAGUGAGAACCAUGACAAUGUACACGCCGAGGCUCCCGAGCUGUCCUCUGAGGUGUUCCGGAGCCCAAACCUGCAGCUCUUUGUGCUGAAUGACAGCACCCUCAUCUCCUACCUUCAGACACCCGCAGAAGGGCCAGCAAGUGGCUCGCCGGGGGGCGCCUUGUCCGAUGUCAGAGUAAUUGUGCGGGAUAUCUCAGGGAAGUACUCUUGGGAUGGAAAGGUUUUAUACGGACCUUUGGAAGGCUGCUUAGCAUCCAGCAGCAGAAAUCCUGCAUUUCUGAUUUCCGGCUGGCAUCCUCAAGCUUUGGGAGCUCAGAAAGAUUUUUCUCAAACUGAGGAGGGAGAAGAUGUGCUUGACAAAUUACUUGAAAACAUUGGCCACACGAGUCCCGAAUGCCUUCUACCAUCACAGCUAAAUCUAAAUGAGCCUUCCCCACCCCCACGAGGAAUGACCCGUGACCAAGAGAAGGAAAUCAUCGAGGUCAUUUUGCGCCAGAACGCCCAAGAAGAUGACUACAUCCAGAGGUGUAACUCUGACUCAGCCAUGAAAGUCACCAGCCAGGAGCAGCCCUCACCAGUGGAGCCACGAGGACCCUUUUAUUUCUGCAGGUUGUUGCUCGAUGACUUGGGGAUGAAUUCUUGGGACAGAAGAAAGAAUUUCCAUCUGUUGAAGAAAAAUUCAAAACUAUUGAGAGAGCUAAAAAAUCUGGACUCCCGUCAGUGCCGUGAAACACACAAAAUUGCAGUGUUUUACAUUGCUGAAGGUCAAGAAGACAAGUGUUCUAUCCUCUCCAAUGUAAGAGGAAGCCAAGCAUAUGAAGACUUUGUUGCUGGACUUGGAUGGGAGGUGGAUCUCUCAACCCACUGUGGGUUCAUGGGUGGACUUCAGCGCAACGGCAGCACGGGGCAGACUGCCCCUUACUAUGCUACCUCGACUGUGGAAGUGAUUUUCCACGUUUCAACUCGGAUGCCAUCAGACUCAGAUGAUUCACUCACCAAAAAGCUUCGUCACUUGGGGAAUGACGAGGUCCACAUCGUCUGGUCUGAACACUUCAGGGACUACCGCAGGGGCAUUAUCCCGACUGCCUUUGGAGACGUUUCAAUCAUUAUUUACCCAGUGAAGAAUCACAUGUUCUUUAUCGCGAUCACGAAGAAACCCGAGGUUCCAUUUUUUGGGCCUCUGUUUGAUGGAGCCAUAGUGAGUGGAAAGCUAUUGCCAAGCCUUAUAUGUGCCACGUGCAUCAAUGCCAGCAGGGCUGUGAAGUGCCUCAUCCCACUCUACCAGAGCUUUUACGAAGAGAGAGCUCUGUACCUCGAAGCAAUAAUUCAGAACCACCGAGAAGUAAUGACGUUUGAGGAUUUCGCGGCCCAAGUCUUUUCUCCCUCGCCCAGCCCCUCCCUCGGCGGAACGGAUUAAAAUACGUAAAGGUCUCAUUGCCACGUUUGAGCAAGGGCCCUGGCCACCAGCCCUAGUGCCUACCUCACGGCGCCUUUUGGCAAGGAGGAGAUGAAUGAGACUUCCCUCUUUCCCGACCCCAGAACCCCAAACCCAGAGACUCCAGGAAACAUCACUGCUCUGCUAGUGCCCUCCACACAUCUUCCCAUUGACGGACUUCCGAAGUUGAAGGUGAACCCCCCAAGAUGUUGAGGGUUGGACUUUCUCACUCGGCUGUGUCAUCUUGCUUUAGGACCUCACGAAACUUGGGCUUCAAACAAGAAAAAGGGAAAGUCACCAACAACCAGAGACAAACCCAUGCUUGUGGGCAUUGGUGUGGCUGCUCCAGGGCAGGGACAGCAGGAGACGAUGCUGGGUGUUCAGGGAAGGGGUGGGGGGUAGCUGGUUUCUGUACUCCGAGUUGUUUCCUCUCAUUUAUAAACCCAAGCAUGAUUCACAGAAGGGCCAGCAAAAUAGCUGUCAAACAGGAAUUUUUUCCACAUUGAUUUCGCUAGUGCUGAUGUUAGGAUUUAUGGUUUACUCAAAAAUUUCAUCAUCAUGGAAAUUGGCUUUCCCUAGGGUCUUUUGCCCAGGAGAAGUUUUAUAUGAGUCGCUGAGUGUUUUCCACCUGGUGCCUAAUGCCCACUAACUGGGGAGAGGUUUUCCCAAGCAUCCUCCUGGAGGUCCUCAAAUGACUCUAGAAACAGGGUCCUGUCCCUGUGAAAGCUCCUUAAGGUCAGGAAGCUUCAAGGGCCCAGCUCAGGAUAGCACUAAGUUGACACACAGGGAAUGCACCCAUGCGGGCACUCGACUGAGACGGGCACCCCCUACGGUGUCCCUCUGCCUCCAGAAACUUCGCCCUGCAGUUGUGCUCUCCUGCCUGCUGCUGAGAGAGAGCCAUGGCACAAUGGGUGCUUUCUACACAUUUGGCUCCAAGGAAGGCAUGUUGAGCCUGUUUAAGAAAAAAAAAAAAAAAGAAAAGAAAAGAAAAACCUAACCUUCUAUCUGCACUCUCCCAGCAUCCUUGCUGGGGGUUUGAGGGUGUCAGUGACAGAAAAAUCAGUCAGUUCGGAAGACCUCUUCAGCCCUCUGCCUCUCUCCUAGGCCUGCAGCCUGCUCCAGAGUAAGCCUGGGACUCAGAACUGGGGGCAGCAGCCACUGAGGCCCAGAGAAGGAUCAGCCAUGCGAGGGUGCUUCCCCACCUCCCUUGACUCUCUACUUCUCUGCUCUUGUGCCCACUUUGUUACCCUCAGUGGCUGUGGUCACCUUCCUGGGGAGUCCUCUGAGCCCCCUCACUCCAUCAGAGUGGCUGUUUUCACUGACCAGUCAGUUCUGUCCGUCAGCCAUCGGCUUGGUUUGGCUAGUACCUGACCAUUGCAGGAGAAACAAGCAGGUCCCAGGAACCAGACUUGCUUCUGGGACAAUGGGGAAAGAUUAAGAAGUUCCUACUCAAAGGAUAGACCUUCUAAUUCUAGAGAGAAUUUGUUUUUCAGCUUUGUAGAAAGCCUCAGGUAGGGCAUGAGGUCCAGGCCCACAGACAGAAGCAGCUUGGAUAUCACCCGAACCUGAGAGAAACAGAAGUAAGCCUCAAUCACUUUGGGCUGUUCUAUAAACCCGUCCAGUUGGUUCACUCACUGGGGCUUAAUGACACUGUUAAGGGUGACUGGAAGUGCUGCCAUUUUCUGUUGUGUGGGCAAAUGCCACGAUUCUUAUCUUUCCCACUCCUGCCCCACCCCCACCCCCACCUGUAUAAUGAUUUGGGCUUUCUGGGAUGUCCCCAGUGGCUCAGACUCAAGAUUUGUUGAGUCUGCUUUGUUGCAUAUUUACCGAGUGCCCAGACCUACUUCCUGCAGGGAAGGGCAUCACAUGUUCCUGGGCUCCAGAGUCCCAGUUAGGCUCUGAUGGCAAGUAGUUUCUGGGAGAACAUGUCAUUUCCAGGCUCUAGAAACCCCUGUGGCAGAAUUCUCAGAUUUAGUUGAAGUGUCAGGACUUGGAAGUCACGUUGAACUCCCAUGGACUUCUGCUCCAGGAUUCCAUCUUACCUCCCGGAAUCAGUCCUCCUAACCUGCAAAUUGGGAAAUUCAGUUGUAGGCAGCAAAUAACUAGACUUCUUGUAAGCCCUACUGAUUUUAACAUCCCCGUGACCCCAGACUCCAACCCGCCACUUGGGGACUGGAGCUUCAUCUGAACCCACUGUUGUCAGCAGCAGCCUUGGUCUGGAAGAGGGGACCAGGGAAUCUAGCAACCACGUUUGCUUACAAUCACGUGGACUUGAAUUGCUUUUGUUAUUUGGGGUGGAAAAUUGGAAUGAUCAAGUUCCUUUUUUUUUUUUUUUCACUUAGAAAAGCAAAUAUUGUGCUUUUGUAAUAAAUGCCUUUCAGCAAAAUUGUGGGGGGUCACUCAUCCAGCGGGGACCCACCUGAGUCACAACGCUGACUCUUCACAUUAGCAGGCCAGCCAUCUGUACUUGAAAGUAGCCCUAAUCAGCCCAAAAUGGAUAAGAUUUGCUGGCUUCCAGGCAGGGCCAGGCCAGUCCCCUCACUUCUCUGCACACUGAUUUCUGUCCAAAGCAAAGUUGAUGUUCCACAGUCUCACUAAGGUUUUUGUACUUUAAAAAAACAAAAUGAUGACUUUUUAAAAAUAGUUAAAUCUUAAGUAGACCAUAGUGAGGAAGUCUAGCUUGGGUGACUGUCACAGGGUCUCCAUGCAGUGAAGCCUGCAGCUGCUAAGAGCCACGGGGAGGGACGGGACUUAAGCCUUGACUUCAUAAGAGGGGCUGACUGAUCAGACCCUCAGCCUUACAAACAAGAGAUCAUGCGGAUCCGUAGACAAUGCAAAUCACGUCUUCCUGACCUUCCUCCCAGUGUGGCCACCUGCGCUUCACUUCCUGUUACAUUUAUGUCAUCUGGGGGUUUGAGGGAUCUUUAAAACGUACUGUGAUGUCUUACAUGUAAGUGCGUUAUGUCUAGAUCUACUGAAGGAGAAUGUCCACAUCAGGAGGGAAGUUCACCAUGAAACAACCAUCGUUCUAGUUGUGCUCAGUAUCUAUGUAUGACAUACACAUGAAGUGAAUGUUUUCUUAUGGUUUCAGGUCUACAACAUUUAGUACAUGUAAAUAAGAAAAAAAAUUGAUAAAUAUAGUAAAUUAAGUUAUAAUAUGUCAUUUGAUUUAAUUUUGCUAUCUCAUAUUUAAUUUGCCCAAUGCCCCACAUCUGGGUUUAUGCCUAGGUGGUAUAGACCCCUACGUACAACCCACCUUUGCAGACACGUGUGUGCUACACCCAGAAAAGCACACAACUCCACUGAUGACCACCACUCGACUCUCCAGUUUACCCUCUUUUUGUCUUUAAUUCUGAUUUACUGUGAUGAUUUAAUAAAGUAGAAACACAAUACUUA